Molecule: messenger RNA, 573 nt
Organism: Lolium rigidum
Lineage: Eukaryota; Viridiplantae; Streptophyta; Magnoliopsida; Poales; Poaceae
Product: dirigent protein 2-like
Exons: 1
Coding region: 1-573 (190 amino acids)
Source: RefSeq, a predicted model, not a curated record
AUGCUGGGCAGGGUCAUCUUCUGCGUGGUGAUCGCCGCGGCCAUCCUCGCCGUCGUCCUGCUCGCCACCGUCUCCCCUGUCCCUCACCGGUCCGCCGGCCGCGACAAGUCCUCCCAGGGCGUCCGAGCUAUCACGGUGUACAUCCAUCCGGCGGCGUCAGCUGGAACCGUGAGGCAGCAGCGAGGCGCCGCGCACGAGGACGAAGACCACCAGGUGGCGAGCGCGCUGGUGUUCCGCCACCGGAUGACGGCGGGGCCGGAGAUCACGUCGAGAAGCCUCGGCGCGGCAUCGGGGUUCGUUCUCCCGGGCGAGCGUGGCUCGGCGAUGAUGUCGGUGUUCGACACGGUGCAUCUGGCGUUCGACGCGCCCGGGCUGUCCGGCAGCCUGUGCGUCGAAGCGGCCAGGAGCAAGAAGGGCGACGGGGAGGAGAUGCUCCGUGUGGUGGGUGGCACGGGCGCGUUCGCGUUCGCGCGCGGACACGCCGUCGUGCGCGCCGACCGAGGGCAGCGGCUGCACGGCGGCGGCGCCUCGUCGGCGUUGCGCCUUGAGCUGAGCGUGACGUCCGCGGGGUAA